This is a messenger RNA of Caenorhabditis remanei, 1485 nucleotides long. RefSeq lists its product as uncharacterized. Lineage: Eukaryota; Metazoa; Nematoda; Chromadorea; Rhabditida; Rhabditidae. The transcript is spliced from 10 exons. Gene Ontology annotation, biological process: xenobiotic metabolic process. Bases 1 to 1485 code for a protein of 494 amino acids. The record is from RefSeq and is a predicted model, not a curated record. Gene Ontology annotation, molecular function: iron ion binding; oxidoreductase activity, acting on paired donors, with incorporation or reduction of molecular oxygen, reduced flavin or flavoprotein as one donor, and incorporation of one atom of oxygen; heme binding. Gene Ontology annotation, cellular component: intracellular membrane-bounded organelle; cytoplasm.
AUGAUAUUUCUCAUUCUUGGUGUUCUAACCCUACUGUAUUUAUUUCAUCUAUUCUACUGGAAAAGAAGAAAUUUGCCACCAGGCCCUCUACCCCUUCCUCUGCUUGGAAAUCUUCAUUUGUUCACUGAGGACGUCAAACCAGGAUACAAAUUAUGGGAAAAGUUGAGAUCGCAAUACGGACCGGUGUACACAUUUUGGAUGUCCUCCCUUCCCAUGGUUUUAGUGACCGACUGGAAAUUAAUCAAGCAACAUUUUAUUAAGGAUGGAGCGAACUUUGUGGGAAGACCAGAGUUUCCAAUUAAUAUGGAAAUCAGGAAAGGACCCUACGGUAUAAUUGAUUCUUUUGGAAAUCGAUGGGUCCAGCAAAGAAGAUAUGCUAUUCAUAUUCUAAGAGAUUUUGGAUUGGGGAAGAACUUGAUGGAGGAGAAAGUUCUGAGUGAAGUGGUUGCGAUGAUUGAAAGAUUGAAAGGAAUGAAGGAUGAUGUGGAUAUGCAGAGUAUUUUCGAUGCAUCUGUCGGGUCGAUUAUCAAUAAUUUAAUGUUUGGAUAUCGGUUUGAUGAGAGUAACAUGCAUGAGUUCCUGGAACUCAAGAAGCGAAUGAAUAAACAUUUCAAAAUGGCAGCGGAGCCAAUGGCAGGACUUGUUGGAAUGUAUCCAUGGCUAGGAAAUUUUCCGUUUUUCAAGCCGUAUAAGACAGUAAUUGUCGAUAACUGGACAAGUAUGCUGAAAAUGUUCCGCGAGCAAGCAGAAGAGAAAUUGGCGACGAUUGACUAUGAUUCAGAUGAAUAUUCGGAUUAUGUUGAGGCAUUUCUCAAAGAGAGAAAGAAACACGAACAUGAGGAGGGAUUCGGGGGGUUCGAAAUGGAACAACUGGAUAGUGUGUGUUUUGAUCUAUGGGUGGCUGGAAUGGAAACAACUUCAAAUACUCUCUAUUGGUCACUUUUAUAUGUUCUUCUAAAUCCAAAAGUACUCGAGAAAGUAUAUGAAGAAUUGGAUACAAAGAUUGGAAGCGAUCGGAUUAUUACAACUACAGAUCGACCGAAUCUCAAUUAUAUCAAUGCUACUAUUAAUGAAACCCAACGUCUUGCCAACCUUCUUCCAAUGAAUCUCCCCCACGCAACGAGCGCCGACGUGGUUAUCGCUGGCUACAGUAUCCCCAAAGAUACAGUAAUCAUUCCACAAAUCAGUUCAGUUAUGUAUGAUCCUGAGAUAUUCCCAGAACCAUAUGAAUUCCGACCCGAGAGAUUUUUGGAGAGUGAUGGAAGUCUCAAGAAAGUGGAAGAACUCGUCCCAUUCUCAAUCGGAAAACGACAAUGUCUUGGAGAAGGACUCGCUCGAAUGGAAUUAUUCUUGUUCUUUUCCAAUUUAUUCAACAAAUUUCAUAUUCAAUUUCACGAGUCUAAUCCGAGUCCGAGUGUGAAGAAAGAAAUGGGAAUUACCAUGAAAGCGACCGGAUUUAGAGUUACGAUGAAGGGGAGAAAUUGA